Colletotrichum destructivum is the source of this 815-nucleotide messenger RNA. Its product is annotated as Putative small GTP-binding protein. Gene Ontology annotation, molecular function: GTP binding; GTPase activity. Gene Ontology annotation, biological process: protein folding. Gene Ontology annotation, cellular component: cytoplasm; microtubule cytoskeleton. The coding region runs from base 112 to 657 and encodes 181 amino acids. The transcript is spliced from 6 exons. NCBI's taxonomy places the organism in Eukaryota, Fungi, Ascomycota, Sordariomycetes, Glomerellales, Glomerellaceae. The record is from RefSeq and is a predicted model, not a curated record.
CUGCAAUAGGACAGGUGCGGCAUCAUGAGCAACCCAAGAAGCCCAAUUUCUUCAACUUGCCACCUGUAGUCGAGAUCUGCCCAGGGGAUAAGUCCUUCGAUUACGACUAAAAUGUUGUCCAUUCUCAGAAAAGCGCGUCUCAAGGACAAGGAGAUGCGCAUCCUCAUGCUAGGUCUUGACAAUGCUGGGAAGACGACGAUAGUCAAGAAGAUCAUGGGUGAAGACGUCAACACAGUGAGCCCAACUCUGGGCUUUAUCAUCAAGACCAUCGACUACGACGGAUACAAGCUAAACAUAUGGGACGUCGGAGGCCAGAAGACGCUGCGCUCAUAUUGGCGCAACUACUUCGAGAAGACGGAUGCGCUGAUCUGGGUUGUCGACGCCACAGAUCGAUUGAGAAUCGAAGAUUGUAGAGAAGAGUUGCAUGGUCUCCUCCAAGAAGAGCGGCUAUCUGGUGCGAGUCUGCUUGUCUUUGCCAACAAGACGGACGUGAACGGAUGCAUGGGCGAGCAGGAGAUACUACAGGGGCUGCAGUUGGAGGCGAUUAGGACGCAUCACUGGCAUGUCUUACGAUGCAGUGCCAUGACGGGCACCAACCUCAAGGAAGGGCUAGCUUGGGUUGUGGACGAUGCCAAGAAAAGGCUCUUUUUGUACUGAGUGCCAGAGGGCUUGUUUUUGGGUCGAUGGCAGAGAGAUGCCAUGCUCAUCCAGCCAGCACACCCCGAGUUGGAAGUUGGGAUGCCCAGGACAAGGUCGACGCGCGCAUAACGGUCGCUGGGUCAAAAAAUAAAUAGAUAAAUAAUAACAAUAUGAAU